This is a messenger RNA of Oryza sativa Japonica Group (Japanese rice), 8200 nucleotides long. RefSeq lists its product as uncharacterized. NCBI's taxonomy places the organism in Eukaryota, Viridiplantae, Streptophyta, Magnoliopsida, Poales, Poaceae. The record is from RefSeq and is a predicted model, not a curated record.
CUCGCCUUCUUCUUCCUCCCCCAAGGCCCCAAGCCGCGCGACCCAGAGCAAAAGCCAAAAGCCCGAGCUCCACACCCCCCACCGCCCAUCCGCCGCGAAGGCGCGAAGCCCCGUCACCGCGCGCGCGCGCGCGCACAGCCAUGUUCGCCGCCGCCUCGUGAUCCCGAAGGCUCCCCGCAUCCACCCACCCACUCACCCCUCCCUCGGGGGGGAGGGAUUCUUCGGCCAUGGCGGCAUCGGAGCGGGAGGCCGCGCUCCUGGCCCGUGUGGCCGCGAACCACCUCUACCUCGGGCAGUUCGAGGCCCUGCGAGCGGCGCUCCUCAGCCUACGCCGCCGCGCCGACCCGGGCCUCGCCGCGGGAUUCCUCCGCGCCGUCGUCGCCGCGGGCGGCCGCGUCCCCGGGGUGCUCUGGUCCGCCCCACCCGCGUGCCCUUCCCCGUCCCACCUCGCCUGGCUCACCGCGCUCGAGCUCGCCGCCCUCCCGUCCACCCCCAACCCCGAGGCGCUCCGCCUCAAGGCCGAAUUCCUCGUCCUCCUCCAGCACGUCGCGGACGACCCCGCUGCCACCGGCGCCGAGGCGCGGGGGACCCUCUCUAGGCUGCUGGAUUUGGGGGUGGCGAGGCUCAAGCGCGAGGUGGAGGGUGGAGGGGAGGCGGGCGUCGGUGCUGAGGAGGUCGCGGUCUCCCAGGAAGAUCUGACGGGGCUCUGGGGGGUGUUCCUAGACAAGGCCGAGCUGUUUGACGCGCUGUGUUCUGGCGUCUCGAGGCAGGUCGCAUUGGACAGUGGUUUAGGCACGGAUGUGCUCCUGUGGCUGCGGCGGAGCGUGCAGCUUGCACACCUGGACGCAAUGAAAUCACUUGUAGCGGCAGGAGAUCUCGAGGGUGCCACUGGGCAUCUUCGAUUCCUUUGCCUCGAUCAUGGAGUGGAGGAGGAUGAGUAUAAGAUUGCACUAGGAGAUCUUGUCAGAAGGGGUUGGCCAAAACCAUCGAAUUAUGGUGGAACAUGGUUUGAGUCACACGAUAGAAUAAUUAAAAUGUUUGGAUCAGCUCUUCAGUCUAGCACUCCCCAGCUUGUUCAACUGAUUCAGCUCAUCUUGGAUGACAUUCUUUCUGAAGAAAUCGAAGACCAUGGUGCCUCUGAUGCUAAUUGGAUGCCCCUUCCUUUCAAAAAGUUUAUGGAAACAUUGUCCUUGGAGAGGGGUGCUUAUUUGGAUGACAAAACCAUGCUGAAUAGGGCUAUAACAUCCUGCAAGAAAGAUCUGUAUCAUUAUUCCCGAAUUUCUGGAAAACAUGUCCUUGAAGUCGUUAUGGAAACUGUUCUUUCUUUGAUUAAGAGGGAGCAGCUUCAAGAAGCAGCUAACGCCAUUUCAAUGUUUCCCCUACUCCAACCAUUGGUUGCUGUCUUGGGGUGGGAUAUUCUGAAGGGUAAGACAGCACUGCGGAGAAAGCUACUGCAGUUAUUUUGGACGAGCAAAUCCCAAGCCCUACGACUACAAGAAUAUCCACAUUACCGUACAGAGACAGAUGAGACAUCCUGCGAGGAGUACUUGUGUGAUCUUCUAUGCUUUCAUCUGGAUGUUGCAUGCUUCGUUUCCAGUGUUAAUUCUGGGCGCCAAUGGAAUUUGAGGAAUUCACUGUUGUUUACCCAACAAGAGCAAGAUUCUGAUGUUAACAGUACAGAAAUAUUAGACCCUUUUGUUGAGAACUUGAUACUUGAACGGCUAGCUGUGCAGACCCCCAUUAGGGUGCUAUUUGAUGUUGUCCCAGGAAUAAAGUUUCAAGAUGCAAUUGAGCUUGUUGGUAUGCAGCCACUUUCUUCAACAACUGCAAUUUGGAAGAGGAUGCAUGACAUUGAGCUGAUGCACAUGCGAUAUGCGCUUCAGUCAGCCGCCCUUUCUCUAGGAGAGAUGGAAAAGAGUGCAAUUGAUGGGAAUGAACACCAUUAUCAGAUAGCCUUGUCAUAUUUGAGGGAGAUGCAAAGUUUUAUGGAGGCUAUCAAAAGUACUCCACGAAAGAUUUACAUGGUCAGCAUUGUAUUAUCAUUGUUACAUAUGGAUGACAGUAUAAAGCUGUCAGAAGUAGCCCCUUCUGAAUGUUCUGUUAGUCAUGAGUGCUUCGAUAGUAAUGUUGAAUCUGAAGAGAAGAACAUGGUGACAUCCUUUGUCGGGCUUCUUCUUGAUAUACUUCGUCAUAAUCUUAUGUUAGAUAUGGAUAAUCAGUCAAGUAUGGGGCUAUCACCUGCUGGCAGACAAGCACUAGAAUGGAGAUUCAAACAUGCCAAACAUUCCAUUGAAGAUUUGGAUUGGCGUCUAUCUGUUCUACAACGCCUUCCACCUCUGUCUGAACGGCAAUGGAGUUGGAAGGAGGCAUUAGUUCUUUUACGUGCUGCUCCUUCAAAAUUACUCAACGUAUGUAUGCAAAGGGCAAAUUAUGAUAUAGGAGAAGAGGCUGUACAGCGGUUUUCUUUGCCUGCUGAGGAUAAAGCUUCUCUUGAACUAGCCGAAUGGGUAGCUGGUGCGUAUAGAAUAGCACUGGUUGAAGAUGCUGUAAAUCGUGCCACAGACAACUCAAAUGCCACACAAGAAUUGGAUAUCUUGUCAUUUCGUGCUCAGCUUGGUCCUUUAACUACUAUUCUGCUCUGCAUUGAUGUAGCUGCAACUUCUGCUAGGUCAGGAGAUAUGUGCCGAUUUCUUCUUGACGAGGCUACAAGUUUGUUAUCUGAAAUAUUUCCAGGAAGCUCCCCAAAAGUAGGUCCAAAUUAUUGGGAUCAGAUUCAAGAAGUUGCUCUCAUAUCAGUGAUAAAACGCAUCCUUCAGCGUCUACGUGACAUCUUGGAUCUGGAGGGCUAUCCAUAUCUUCAAUUAGUUUUUACCGAGAUGAAUGCCUCCUCAUCAACUGAAUCUAGCAGAGUUGGACAAAAGCAACGUCCUCUUGGGCUUCUGCACCAAAUGAUUGAUGAUGCUUUCAAAGGAAAGCGACAAUUCUUAAAUGGUAAGCUUCACAAUGUUGCAAGAGCUAUUGUUGAUGAGGACUCUGAUGGUACUUAUUCAAAGGAGAGUAUCAAGAUAGAAAAGAGAGAUAUUUUGAGCUCUGAAAAAGGAAUAAUCCUUGGUCAUGGACUUAGAAUCCUAAAGCAAGCAUCUAGGACUGACCAAACAGCGUCAACUGUUGUUGAAAACAAUGCAGAGCACAAAGGAUCUACUAGCAGAUACCUGGGUCCUGUAUCCACUAAGCCAUCAACAUAUUUAUCAAAUUUCAUAAUAUAUAUUGCAACCAUUGGUGACAUAGUGGAUGGAACUGAUACGACUCAUGAUUUCAACUACUUCUCCUUAGUCUAUGAAAGGCCCAAAGAUCUUUUAACUCGUCUUGUUUUUGAGCGCGGAAGCACUGAUGCAGCUGCAAAAGUAGCUGAUACAAUGGGUGUAGACUUUGUGCAUGAGAUCAUAUCUGCUUGUGUGCCACCUGUUUUUCCUCCACGCACAGGACAAGGAUGGGCUUGCAUUCCUCUUUUACCUACCCUUUCUAAAAUUAAUUCGGAAAACAGAUCACAAUCUGCUCAAGGAUGGAGUGCGCACGAUUCAUCAUUGUCUUCUCGUCAGGAGCCCCUUUAUCCUCUUCAAUUAAAUUUAGUUAAACAUUUGGCACAGUUGUCAUCAGUUAGAGCAGUUUUGGCAUGUGUGUUCGGAAGUAGCAUACUAUCUGGUGACAGUGAAUUAUGUUCCAAUGUAAAAGAUGCAAAACAAGCCCCUGAAAUCAAGAGGUCAUUCUAUGAAUUUGCUCUUGAGCAAUCAGAAAGGUACCCAACAUUGAACCGUUGGAUACAGAUGCAGUGUAACCUUCAUCGAGUAUCUGAAUCUGCUGUAUCAGCUGAAACUGACAAUGAAGUCACCUUGCAUCAGCCCAAGGGAAAGUUUUCUUCGAAGCGAGCCCGUGAACCUGACAGUGAUGCCGAAUCGGAGAUUGAAGAUAUUGUCAUAAGCGGGAAAUCCACUUCAAAUUCACUAGAAUCUCCUAAGUGUGAUGAGGCUAAAUUAGAGCCAACAACUUUUAUUUCAUUUGACUGGGAUAAUGAAGGACCAUAUGAGAAAGCAGUUGAAAGGCUAAUUAAUGAAGGAAAACUGACUGAUGCUCUUGCUUUAUCUGACCGCUGUUUGCGCAAUGGAGCUUCUGAUAAAUUGCUUCAACUGCUCAUUGAACAAAGGGAAGAAAUAAGUUUAGGGGCCAGACAGUCCCGUGCAUAUGGAUCUCAUAAUUUUGGGAGUGAUACAUGGCAGUAUUGCUUGAGGCUGAGAGAUAAGAAACUGGCAGCUCAACUUGCUCUGAAGUACCUGCACAAUUGGGAUCUUGAUGCUGCAGCAAAUGUUUUAACUCUGUGCAUCUGCCACUUACCUGAGAAUGAUCCAAUGUGGAGUGAGGUGCUACGCAUGAAGCAAUCUUUGCAACGCUAUGGUCAUAUUAUGACUGCAGAUGACCAUUACACCAGAUGGCAAGAGGUCGAAGUUGAUUGUGAAGAUGAUCCAGAAGGUUUAGCACUUCGACUUGCUGCCAAAGGAGCUGUUUCUGCUGCUUUAGAGGUUGCUGAAAGUGCCUCUUUAUCAAUUGAUUUGCGGAGGGAACUGCAAGGCCGGCAAUUGGUCAAACUUCUAACCACUGAUCCACUGAAUGGCGGAGGGCCAGCUGCAGCUUCGCGGUUUCUGUCAACCUUGCGAGAUUCCAAUGAUGCUCUCCCUGUUGCCAUUGGUGCCAUGAAGCUUCUACCUGACCUGCGCUCAAAGCAGCUUCUUGUACACUUUUUUCUUAAGCGUACAGUUGGGAAUCUGUCAGAUGAUGAUGUUGCACGACUUAAUUCAUGGGCCUUAGGUCUCCGGGUUCUGUCCUUAUUGCCAUUGCCAUCACAACAGCGUUGCUCUUCUCUGCAUGAACAUCCUCAGUUGAUCCUGGAAGUAUUAUUGAUGAUGAAGCAACUCCAGUCUGCUUCUUUGAUUUUGAAAGAAUUCCCAUCCCUGAGGGAUGACAAGUUAAUUGUUACUUAUGCUAAGAAAGCAAUAUCUAUUAAUGUUAAUUCUACUCCUAGGGAACCUCGACUAACUAUCUCUGGCUCAAGAGCAAAGCAAAAAAAGGUUGCUGCACCAGCCAAAACAAAUUUUGUGCAGAGCUUUGGUAACUUCCAGAGAGAAGCACGCAAAGCAUUCUCAUGGGUCCCUCGUGAUAGUGGCACCAAAACACCCCCAAAAGAUAUUCUUCGGAAAAGAAAGAGUUCAGGUUCAGGAGGUGAAAGGUCCUCUUGGGAAGCAACACCUAGUGUACAGGAGGAGCGGGCACCUGAAUACCCUUCUGAGGGGCAAGAAAGACUUCCUUUUGUCUCUGCUCCUGAGGAAUGGGUGCUUACUGGAGACCCUGAUAAGGAUAACGCAACUCGUGCAUGCCAUAGAUACGAAUCCUCCCCUGAUAUUACAUUAUUUAAGGCAUUGCUUUCAUUGUGCACCAAUGAUUCAAUAGCUGGGAAAGGUGCACUCGAAAUUUGUAUAACUCAGAUGAGGGAUGUGCUGAGUUCCCUACAGUUGCCCCUCAAUGCGUCUAUGGACAACAUAGCUCGAGCUUAUCACGCGACAGAAACUUAUGUACAGGCACUCUCUUAUGCGAAAAAUCUAUUGAAAAAACUAGUGGGGACUAGUGAUUUGUCAAGCAGCUCCGAAAGAAGUAGAGAUGUUGAUGAUAUUUCUGUGGACACGGGCAGUUCAAGCGCUGGAAGCCAAAAUAUAGAUGGGCUGUCUGAUCUCCUACCUCUAGCUGAUUUGUGGCUAGGGCGUGCAGAACUACUUCAAAGCCUUCUGGGGUCAGGGAUUAUUGCCUCACUAGAUGACUUUGCUGAUAAAGAAUCUUCAACUAAUCUGCGUGACAGAUUGGUCAGCGAUGAACGGUAUAGUAUGGCUGUAUAUACUUGUAAAAAAUGCAAGAUUGACGCCUUUCCAGUUUGGGUUGCAUGGGGCCAUGCUCUAGUUCGAAUGGAACAUUACUCUCAAGCACGUGUGAAGUUCAAGUAUGGAAAGCUCUGCUUACAAGCUCUUCAACAAUACAAAGGGGAUGCAACUCAUUUUGUCCUUGAAAUCAUCAGUACAAUUGAAGGAGGGCCUCCUGUUGACGUUUCUUCUGUCCGUUCUAUGUACGAACAUUUAGCAAAAAGUGCAGCUACCAUUUUUGAUGAUUCACUUUCUGCUGAUGCUUACCUCAAUGUUCUCUACAUGCCAUCCACAUUCCCACGAUCUGAGAGGUCCAGGCAAUCGAAAGGUCCUAUGGACAGCCAGUUUGAAUCUGUUGGUUCAUACCUAGAAGAUGGUCCUCGCAGCAACCUUGAUGGAAUCCGAUAUGCCGAGUGUAUUCAUUACUUGCAAGAAUAUGCUCGACCAGAAAUGCUUGCUUUCAUGUUCAGGCAUGGUCAUUAUGCAGAAGCGUGCUCCCUGUUCUUUCCAUCAAAUCAACCAACUGAUGAAGGGGAAACAUCUUUGUCUUCAAUUCCGCGAAAUGAUCCUUUGACAACUGAUUAUGGGACAAUAGAUGACUUGUGUGAUCUGUGUCUUGGAUAUGGUGCUAUGACUGUUUUGGAGAACACAAUCUUGACAAUUACUCAGUCACCCACAUAUCAGGGCUCAGCUAUGACUCAGUACAUGAAUGCUAUCCUCACUCGCAUUUGCAACUAUUGUGAAACACAUCGGCAUUUUAAUUACCUCUACAACUUUCUGGUUCUAAAAGGUGACCAUGUUGCUUCUGGACUUUGCUGUAUUCAAUUGUACGUUAAUUCAAUGUCUCAAGAGGAGGCCUUGAAGCAUUUGGGACAUGCCAAGUCACAUUUUGAGGAAGCCUUAUCAGUGCGAGAUAGAACAACUGAGGCUACAAAGCUGGUACCAAGAACUGCUCGCAAUAAGAGUGCAUCAGAAAAAAUGACUCGAGAAAUGAUAAUGAAAUUUUCUACUAGGGUGUCCUAUCAGAUGGAUGUAGUGAAGGCCCUCAAUAGUGUAGAUGGUCCACAGUGGAAAACUUCCCUUUUUGGGAAUCCAACUGAUGCUGAAACUCUGAGGCGGAGGUGCAUGGUUGUUGAAACGUUGGCUGAGAAGCAUUUUGAUUUAGCUUUUCGGAUGCUUCAUGAGUUUGAUCUCCCUGCUGUUGAUAUAUAUGCUGGUGUGGCAGCAUCCCUUGCAGAAAGAAAAAAAGGUGGCCAAUUGACUGAGUUUUUGAAGAACAUAAGAGGAACCAUAGAUGAUGAUGAAUGGGAUCAGGAUGAAUUUGUUUCAUCAGGUGUUCAACUAUUUAACAUGUUACUGAUGUUCAGUCAACAUAUGCUUAAAGCCUUGGACAUGCUUUGCAUACUUAUGGUCCUUGACAGAACAAAUGUUCUGGGGGCUGCUAUAAAUGUUUACGCUAAUAAGCACAAAGAAAGACCAGAUCGCCUUAUCGACAUGUUACUCAGCAACCACAGGAAAGUACUUGCCUGUGUUGUGUGUGGCCGUCUAAAAAGUGCAUUCCAGAUAGCCUCCCGAAGUGGAAGUGUUGCUGAUGUUCAAUAUGUUGCUCAUCAGGCAUUACAUGCAAAUGCGUUACCCGUUCUUGAUAUGUGCAAGCAAUGGUUAGCUCAGUACAUGUAAUUCCAUGUGCUGUGCCACCCCAUAAAUGCUGGAGUGCUCAGAACUACACAAAAGAAUGGUAACAUCAGGAGACAUACUCCGUAGUUCUUUGGUGAAUGAUAACAUCAGGGGACAUACUACGUAGUUCUUUGGUGAAACUGCCCUGAGAAUGCUGAGAGCAAGAUCAAAGACCAUGGUGUACAGUUUUCCUUCCUCAUGUAAAGCAUGCGUGCACACCCAUGCCUCUAUAUAUAUUUGUUCUUGCAAGUGGCCUUUUUUGUGGCUCAUUUGCAAAGGGAGGUGCUUGUGGCUUCCUCUGUGGCUUAAAAUUUUGUAGUUAACUAGUAGUACAAAGGGAGGUGCUUGUGGCUUCCUCUGUGGCUUAAAAUUUUGUAGUUAAUUAGUAGUAGUUCCGUUGCCUCUUAUUAAAGUUGGAAAAUGUGGCGUUUUUUUUUUGUAUAAUGAAAAUAAUUUUUUUUGGCAGUACAAAACCACAGCCCAUGUGUACUUUUGGUGUAUCUGGGUUUGCCUGUGCACAGUCUGCCAAUCUAAAUUGAAUAAAUAUUGUUGGUUAAAGUUAA